CCAUUUUUUCGCCCACAGCACCUCCGAGACUUCUACGAGAACUCAGUCCGCUCCAACUUUGUUGUUGUUGGUGCUACUAUAUAUUUAUUGUAUUGAAUUGAAUUGAAGAUGCCGGGCAUUGCGAUCAUUGGCGACAGCCGCAAUGCGACCAGGAACAGACCGACGAGCUUGCCUGCCGAAGCCCGUAGUCUGUCUCGGCUGCUGCGGCUGCUCGAGUCUCCAGCGACAGCGUCCUCCGCGCUGCUGGAAUCUCUGCAGAGCUUUCCCCAUUUGGAGGAUCCCAAGCAACGCGCCGCAGUUGUCCGCGUCAAGGAUCAGGUGUCCGGUUUGAUCCAAGACAUGACAGAGGCUGGUUGGAUAACUUUUGCCGAUCGAUAUCCCGAGUACAACAUGGCGGUUGCAGUAGAGUCGGUGCUCCAGAAUCCAUCCUCCUUCUGCUCCAUUCCCACCGAACAACCGCGACAACUCACACCGCGCAAAAAGGCAAAAGCAACUACACCAUCCACCCUUGAAGAGAAAAGCCUUUCGGAUGGAUCUAGUGUCAUUCCAGUCAACAACAACAUCAACAACAACCCAAACAACAAGCUGCGAAAGAUGACACCCAAACAAACCGGAACAACACAGACCAGCCCUGCUGCUGCUUCGGUGGCCGUUGUGAGUGACACCAGCUCUGCGGACGAAGACGAAAAUUCCAGCACAGACGAAGAGAGACGACAAGCUACAAUGACCGCCACCGAACAAACGCAACAACAAGAGCAGCAACUGGUCGAAAUAGGGGACUUUCCACACAUGCCUGCGAGGGACAUUUGGGCGGUGCUUCUGGAAUCCACGCACCUGCAGGUUGCCUCGAGAACCACCAAAGUGUGGGGGAGGAAGAAAAUUUACGAAGUAUACCAACUGGCAAACCCUGUGCAGGAUUUUGCCGCAGACCAAGAGGGCAUUCUUCGGUGCCGCUUGGAAGCAGAAGCUCGAUCCCUGUUCGAAGGCGUCAUCCCGGGGUUGUCCGAUGCCAACCAUAUUCGAGUCUAUACAACUCUACAGCCACUGGCUGGAUUGAACAUUUCACGGGCACUCUACGUGCAAAUCAACUUGCACAAACUCUACGACCUGCAGGAUGAAACCAAUCGAGCCGUUUCGGGAGAAAAGAAAAAGAAGGCCGAAAAGGAAUUUGUCGCUGUCCUCAUUCCUGGAUCUCCGUUUUUUGCCUUGACGGCUAGCCGGGCACCAUCGCGGUCUCGAUACACUCCGUAUGCGUUCGCUGUCUUGGAACGUGUCCUGACGGAAACUACUGCCAAAACAUUCGCGGCCGCUUCCAAACGCAAAACGGACAGUGAUAACCAAGAUGUCUCGGUCAAGCGCUUUGGCGAUUUGUCAGGAACAGAGCCGGAGGAGCUCUUGCGUGCCGCCAGGUCUAUUGUCGACGGAGAAGCUACAGGGAGAUUUGUCUUUAUGGCUGCCAAGGAUCAAUCAAACCCAAUCGACGAUCUGCACACGGCAACAACCAGCAAUCUCUUGUUGCGACCAGAAAAUACUAGUAAUCUAGAGGACACACGACAAAUAAUCAAAGGAGCACGUGUGGUGGCAGCCAACGGCGACAAUCUGUGGGUAGACCACUCUGUCAAGGAAAAACAAUCCAGAAAACGGGCCCGUGAAAUGGCACUCGGUGGACGUGACGAUUGUCCCAAACUAGGUCGCAUUUGCUGGAGGUGGUCCGGUGAAACUACUGCCACAUCGACCUGUUGGCGACACGGCAACAACAACAACAAAGAACUCACUGCAGCCGAACAGGAAUACUUGCCAAAAACAGAGUUCAAGUGUGCCGUAGUGAUGAAAGGUGACAAUGUGCUUGGAGGGAUACAAGCAUUGAUUGAUAGCGGGCUUAUGGAAGCACCACUUCCGGAUUUCAUUCGAGAGGCCCCGUCCUCCGGUGGGACUAUUCGAGUGAUUCAUGGAUCGUCGUUUGCUAAAACAGACGCACCGUUUGAGGAAGUUUGAGAGACCACAUCACAUGGCUGUGAACUUAUUUGAUAUAGGGCUACUGUAAUUUAUGAAAUUUGAGAGUAGAUGUAGUAACACGCACUAGUCUACAUGUAUGAAAUAGG
This is a messenger RNA of Seminavis robusta, 2102 nucleotides long. NCBI's taxonomy places the organism in Eukaryota, Bacillariophyta, Bacillariophyceae, Naviculales, Naviculaceae. The record is from the annotation of a GenBank genome assembly.